Messenger RNA from Siniperca chuatsi (mandarin fish), 3314 nucleotides. RefSeq names its product dipeptidyl-peptidase 3 (gene dpp3). The record is from RefSeq and is a predicted model, not a curated record. Bases 62 to 2443 code for a protein of 793 amino acids. Gene Ontology annotation, molecular function: dipeptidyl-peptidase activity; metalloexopeptidase activity. The transcript is spliced from 19 exons. Gene Ontology annotation, biological process: proteolysis. NCBI's taxonomy places the organism in Eukaryota, Metazoa, Chordata, Actinopteri, Centrarchiformes, Sinipercidae. Gene Ontology annotation, cellular component: cytoplasm.
UCGAAGUGUCACUUUGUUACGAGAUCCGGUUGUGCGACCAUUCUCCCUAUACACAUUAUCAAUGUACAACGUCGAGGUCCGAGUGAUGUUGAGAUCUCUCCGUUUGUGGAAAAGUAGACCGACGAGGAUGGGAUUCGAACCCACGCGUGCAGAGCACAAUGGAUUAGCAGUCCAUCGCCUUAACCACUCGGCCACCUCGUCAUAUAAUCCAAGUGUGAAGAAAUAUUGUUCCUUAUCGUCAGUGUUAAACCUCAGACUAAAAAUGGUGGACUCCCAGUAUUACCUCCCAAAUGACAUUGGUAUUUCUGCACUUGACUGCGGCGAGGCCUUCCGUUUGCUUUCACCUCAGGAGAAGAUGUAUGCCCACUACUUGUCACGCGCCGCUUGGUAUGGUGGACUGGCAGUGCUGCUGCAGACUUCCCCAGAGUCGGCAAACAUCUUUGUCUUGCUGCAGAAAAUCUUCAGGAAGCAGGCGCCUGCACAGCUGGAACAGGUCGCCACAGCAGCUGGACUCAGCUCUGAGGAGUACCAGGCCUUCUUGGUGUAUGCAGCAGGUCUGUAUGCCAACAUGGGAAACUACAAGUCUUUCGGAGACACCAAGUUCAUCCCAAAUCUUCCAAAGGACAAGUUGAAAGCUCUGGUGAGGGCCAGCCAGGCGUUUCAGGAGCAGCCCACUGAGAUGGAGGCUCUGUGGGACAGCUGUUCAUGUCUCCUCUACUCCCUGGAAGACAAUCAGAAACAGCUGGGGCUGGGCGACAAGGGAAUUACCACCUACUUCUCAGGAAACUGCUGUCUGGAGGAUGCUGAGCUGGCUCAGAAGUUCCUUGACUCGAAAAAACUGUCUGCUUACAACACCCGUCUGUUUAAGAGGGACAAUGGAGGUAAAGCCUGCUAUGAGGUGCGCUUGGCUUCGGCUGUGCAGAAAGACUGUGCAGUGGAUGGGGAAUGCGAGUCAUGCUGCGGCAGCUUCAACUUUGAAGACAAAGAGUUCAUUGUGAAGAGGGGAGACUAUGCUCCUCUCAUGGAGAAAGUCAGCUAUUACCUCCAACAAGCACAGGCCUAUGCUGCUAAUGAGAACCAGAGAAAGAUGCUCGAAGAGUACAGGCGCAGCUUCACCUUUGGCUCAGUUGAAGCCCAUAAAGAGGGCUCGCGCUACUGGAUCAAAGACAAGGGACCAAUUGUCGAGAGUUAUAUAGGUUUCAUAGAGAGCUACAGAGACCCAUUUGGCUCCAGAGGAGAGUUUGAAGGUUUUGUUGCGGUUGUGAACAAGGCGAUGAGUGAGCGUUUCGGCAAAUUGGUGGGCUCAGCAGAAAUCUUGCUCCCUGAGCUGCCUUGGCCCAGGGAGUUCGAGAAGGACACUUUCCUUAAACCUGACUUCACCUCGCUGGAUGUCCUCACCUUCGCUGGGAGUGGAAUACCAGCUGGCAUCAACAUCCCCAACUAUGAUGACAUUAGACAAUCAGAGGGCUUUAAAAACGUGUCACUAGGCAACGUGCUGGCUGUAGCCUAUGCUACACAAAAAGAAAAACUCACCUUCCUGGAGGAGGAGGACAAGGAUUUGUUUAUCAAGUGGAAGGGACCGUCAUUCGAGGUGCAGGUUGGACUUCAUGAGCUGUUGGGCCAUGGUAGUGGCAAGCUGUUUGUCAAGGAUGACAAGGGCCACUUCAACUUUGACCAGAGUAAGGUGAUCAACCCGGAGACGGGAGAACCGGUGUCCAGUUGGUAUCAGAGCAGCGAGACGUGGGAUAGUAAAUUCUCCACGAUUGCUUCCUCUUAUGAAGAAUGCCGCGCUGAGUGUGUCGGUCUCUAUCUGUGUCUCAACAAGCAAGCGCUCAGUAUUUUUGGCCAUGAGGGCCAGGAUGCAGAGGAUGUGGUGUACGUCAACUGGCUCAGCAUGGUCAGAGCUGGACUGUUGGGCCUGGAGUUCUACACGCCUGAGAGCAAGAGCUGGAGACAGGCUCACAUGCAGGCUCGUUUCGUGAUCCUGCGUGUUCUGCUGGAGGCCGGGGAGGGCCUGGUGGGCCUGGAGGAAGUGACAGGACAAGACGGCAAACCGGAUGCUCGAAUCACACUGGACCGAAGCAAGAUCCACACUGUGGGCAAGAACGCCAUCCACAGGUUCCUUUGUAAACUGCAGGUCUUAAAGUCAACAGCAGAUGUGGAAGGAGGCAGGGCUCUGUAUGACGGCUACUCCACUGUCAGCGACAGCGGUGCUCACAACUUCUUGCGUCUCCGGGAGACAGUACUGCUGAGGAAGGAAGCUCGUAAGAUGUUUGUCCAGGCCAACUCCAGAGUCAGUGGGGACAACGUAGAGCUGGUGGAAUACGAAGGCAGCGCGGCAGGUUUGAUUCGCUCCUUCACUGAGCGCUUCCAAGAUGACGCAGAGCAGCUGGAGGCCGAUCUUUUGGAGAUGAGCAAAAGAGACGGCCCCUGCUGGUGUUGAUGGAUGGAUGAUCUGCUCCAUAGGCUUCAAAAAUACCAACUGAACAUCAGUUUUGUUUUGUUUUUUACCGUAUGUAAAAGCAAACUGAUUCUUAAUGGAUGUUAAAACACACAAAACUACAAAAUGAUCCAAGUCCUUUUAAGAAGACACUUCUAAACAGACUAAAGUUUCAUACUUCAAAUAAAGCCAUAAGACUAGAACAGAUCUGCCAAAGAUACCAGCCACAGUUUUUCCAGCCACGGUCCAAUGUCAGGUCUGUCUUUGAUAACAGGAUCAAAUACAAAUAAAUGAGCUGAUGAUUAAUAACACACCAUCACUCUUUUAGAUGCAUUUAGGAAACAUAUUUUUCUAAUGAGAAGUAUUGAGAACUGUCCAUUAAACCAAUGCUGCCUGACAAUAAAAAUGGUUCCUGGUUAUAAACGAGUAUGUAAGUGACUGUAGGUAGUUUUCACUUUCUAAUCAUGGCACAGUCAAGAAUUGGCUUCAAAUGUUCACAAAAUGAACAUUAUGACAUGUUUUGUCUGUACUCGGAAUGAUGUCCAUGAAUUGAUUUUCACAGUCAACUUCUGGCUAAAACUUAUUCCAUCUUUACAGCUUGUCCAUUUAACUUAUAUGUUUGUCCAGCCUUGGUAUUGAUGAGGAUUUGACAGGUUAAGACUGUUAACUAGCUGCCAUGACAGCUUAAUGUUGUCUGUAAGGCAAAAUAGUACUUUGUUUUGUUUCUUUUUGCCAGGUUUGGAAUCAAGAAGUAAUAGAUUACUUGACUGUAUAAAAUAUUGCUGAGUCUGGAAGGCCCAAAAAAAAAAAAAAGAAAUGCUGUAUGUAAGAAAUGUGGUGUUGAAUCUGCACAAAUAAAAUUUGUUUGAUAAGA